AUGACGGUGAAACCACAGUUGCAUUUUCAUAUGGAUAUGGAACCUGAGAAUGAUUGUGCUUGGAAGCCAAAACAGGGAAUGACAUUCGAUUCUGAACAAUGUGUGUAUGAUUUUUAUAAUACAUAUGGAGGAAGAAUGUGGUUUAGCAUAAGAAGGGAUUUUUGUAGGAAGAACAAGUUCACUAACCAACUUAUUUGUAGACUUUUGGUUUGCAACAAUGAGGGAUUUCGGAAGGGUGACAAACGAGACCCAUCGUCAAAAAACCCUAGAGCUGAAACUAGGACCGGUUGUGAGGCUCGACUUUAUGUCAAAUUAGAUGAGGGUACUGGGAAAUAUGUUGUGACUGAUUUCAAAGAAAAACACAACCAUGAUCUUGUAUCACCCGAGUGUGCCCACAUGUUGUCGUCACAAAGAAAGAUAUCGACUACCCAAGCAAUUGAGUUAGAUUUGGCGGCACAAUCUGGUCUUCGUUGA
Messenger RNA from Camellia sinensis, 474 nucleotides. The record is from RefSeq and is a predicted model, not a curated record. Lineage: Eukaryota; Viridiplantae; Streptophyta; Magnoliopsida; Ericales; Theaceae.